CUCCAGGCAUAAAAAGAAAAAGAAAAACGAGAGAAAACUGAUACGAAAUAGUCGGGUUUUUGCCGAAUGUCGGGAUCUUAAUGUUGACACUCGUUGGAGAUGUACCACACCGCAGCCAAGGUUUUUGUAUUUACGUCUAACAUGUCGGCGUCGCGGGUAAUACGGUGUAGUAUUAUUCGUCAUUACUGCAAGAGGACCCCAAUAAAGCUGAGAGUGUCUGAAGCGCUUUCUGGCGCAGGGCUUGGAGAAAACAUCCAAAUACAGGGCUGGGUUCGCUCUGUCAGAUCUCAGAAAGAACAUCUCUUCCUCCAUGUGAAUGAUGGCAGCUCCCUGCAGUCUUUGCAAAUCGUUUCCCGUCCGGACGUCAGUGUGCUGCCCACGUUCGGAAGUGCUGUUGAAGUCACAGGUUGCCUUCAGAGAAGCCCCAGUCAAAGACAACCCGUUGAGCUACAAGCUGACAAAAUGUGUGUGGUUGGAGAGUGUAAUCCUGUGAAUUUUCCCUUCAAAAUCAAAGAGCGACACGGCAUUGAAUAUGUUCGCCAAUUUCCACAUCUGAGAUGUAGAACAAAUGUCUUCAGUUCACUGCUGAGGAUACGAAGUGAGGCCACGGCAGCAAUCCACUCAUAUUUCAAGGAAAAUGGCUUUAUGCAGAUUCACACCCCGGUGAUUACCUCAAAUGACUGUGAAGGGGCAGGAGAGCUCUUUCAGGUUGAGCCCUCUGGCAAUGUAAAGGAAGAGAACUGCAAUUUUUUUUCUGUCCCUGCCUACCUGACCGUGUCUGGUCAACUUCAUUUGGAGGUGAUGUCAGGGGCUUUUUCUAGAGUCUACACAUUUGGGCCAACUUUCCGUGCAGAGAACUCCCAAAGCAGGCGUCACCUGGCUGAGUUUUACAUGGUGGAGGCUGAGGUCUCCUUCACACAGUGCUUAGAGGAUCUGACCAAGGUUAUGGAGGACAUGUUCAGGUCUGUUACUGAGCACGUCUUAGUUCACUGUGCAGAGGAUGUGGAUUUAUUUCACACGUAUGUGACUCCUGGACAUCAGGAUGAUGUUGAUGCCAUGCUGAAAAAGAAAUUCAGUAUAAUAACCUAUACUGAAGCAAUAGACAUCCUAAACCGCAGCUCUGAGAAGUUUGUCUUCCCAACGAAAUGGGGUUGUGACCUUCAAACAGAGCAUGAAAAGUACCUGGUGAAGCAUUGCGGCAACAUUCCAGUCUUUGUCACUGAUUACCCUUAUGACCUGAAACCUUUUUAUGCAAGAGACAACCAGGAUCAUCCAAAGCAUACAGCAGCUGCUGUGGACCUUCUUGUGCCGGGGGUGGGAGAGCUGUGCGGGGGCACUUUGAGAGAAGAGAGGUUGGAUCUGCUUAGUGCACGGCUGGCACAAAAUGGGUUAGAGAACACAUACAACUGGUAUUUGGAUUUGAGACGUUUUGGCUCUGUCCCUCAUGGUGGCUUUGGAAUGGGAUUUGAGCGGUACCUGCAAUACAUUCUGGGUGUUGACAACAUAAAAGAUGUGAUUCCAUUUCCCAGGUUUCCCCAUUCUUGCCUUCUAUAAGGCAUACAGUUAUGCAUUUAACAGAAUUAACUGUGUUUUAAAACUCAUUGUGUUACAAGCGUAUGAUAAAAGUCGUAAUAAACACAACCCUUGAUA
Molecule: messenger RNA, 1650 nt
Organism: Lampris incognitus (smalleye Pacific opah)
Lineage: Eukaryota; Metazoa; Chordata; Actinopteri; Lampriformes; Lampridae
Gene: nars2
Product: asparaginyl-tRNA synthetase 2, mitochondrial
Exons: 14
Coding region: 100-1554 (484 amino acids)
Biological process (GO): asparaginyl-tRNA aminoacylation
Cellular component (GO): mitochondrion
Molecular function (GO): ATP binding; asparagine-tRNA ligase activity; nucleic acid binding
Source: RefSeq, a predicted model, not a curated record